AUGGGACCAUACGCUGCAAUCUGCAUCAUUUUAUUAUCUGUGACAUGGACAUUGGGAGAGAGGCCGGAAUGUCCCCAAGUUUGCCAAUGUCCCGAAAAUCCCACCUGCCCUCUGGGAACAGUUCUGGACACUUGCGACUGUGGAUGCAAUGUGUGCGUCCAGGAUAUUGACUCUGAGUGUGACGGAUUCAGACCCUGUGACAACAUGAAAAAUCUGACCUGUGAUUAUCAACUGGACCCUAUGAAAAAGCAAGGAGUGUGCAAAGAUCCAGAAGAAGAUUCUACACUGGUGUUGGACAUGCCUACCUGCAAGCCUGCUACUGAAUGGACCCCCUGUUCGAAAACAUGUGGAUUCGGCAACUCCAUACGGAUAACGUAUGAAAAAGAGACCUGUAUUCCAAAGGCUGAGCGGAGGCUGUGUAUGGUCAGACCUUGCAGGAGCCAAUAUACCAGAGCCAAUUACACGGUCCUGAAGCCCACCAACGCCUGUAGUCGCGUCAUGCGCUGGUCCCAGCCUCUGCACCUUCGUUUUCGUGACUGCCUGUCACGCCUUCCUCUACUCCCCCGAUUCUGCGGUCAUUGCUCUGAUGGACGACUCUGCAGCCCCUCAGUCACUGAAACACGCCCAGUGGCUUUUCAGUGUGCUCACCUUGAUAGAAAAGUUAUCCGCCAAGUGAUGUGGGUGCGGCGGUGCACCUGUGGGGGGAAAAGAUCAAAAAAGGGCAAAGGAAAGAAAAAAUUGCAGGAGAGAACUAUGACUUUUGGAAAGGAGGAUACAGAAGAUAUUGAAGAGGUGGAUGAAAUAUAA
This is a messenger RNA of Staurois parvus, 807 nucleotides long. NCBI's taxonomy places the organism in Eukaryota, Metazoa, Chordata, Amphibia, Anura, Ranidae. The record is from the annotation of a GenBank genome assembly.